GAUACGAGGAUAUCCACUGGCAGCCAUAUUCUGACGAUAUUCUCAGCUCGAUCCCUCGAGAGUACCUCGAUGGGGCACAUCUCUGGCGUGCGCGAGUCCCACUCAUUUACUACAACAUUGUGGAGUGGCACCAGCCAGACAGGGUGCUUCAGCAGUUCGGCCUAGUUCAGCCUAUUCCGUUGCCCCCCUUGCAGACUGAGGAGCUUCACAACGUCCGCUACCGGGGUUCCUCGAGCUUCGCAUAUGAGAUGGACUACUGGGUGCAACUUUGGAACAAUAGAAACGCGUUUGUAGUUCAGGGCCGGCAGCUUCAGCACCCACCCCAUUACCAUUCCCAGUACAUGGACUGGUAUAGGCGUCGAUGCCGGAGAUGGAUUACACUUCAGGGUGCAGAGGCUGGCACUAGUCGCGAUUUGCAGGAGAGAACCCAUGUUACGGGGGAGGCCAGUUCGAGUGCCGCUCGCAGGAUUAGGUUUGCUGCACGAAGUUCUCAGCUUGCUACCAUGGAGGAUCGCAGGGACGUCACACUUCCCCCUCCUGAGCCAGCGGACCAACCAUACCAGCUGCCUCCGCUCCCUCCCUGUCAGGUCGAUUUAAGCUCUAUUAGAGGGCGGCGUCGACAGCCACGCAGAAUGCCUCCACAGCCCCGUCCAGAGCAUGUGUACCCUAUCCCAGAGCCAUUAUUUUUUCACACGGAGGUGGCGGGUACCUCAGACAUACCGCAGCCGGACUACUGGGAAAGACAACAUUACGGGUCAACCUCCGGGCCGACACCCCAAGCAUCAUAUCCACAGUUUCAGGUCCCGCCUGCGUCGAUGCCGUAUGUUGACUCAUUUUUUGGAGAUACGACCUUUACGACCACACAGGAUCGACCAGGGCCAUCUGAGUCACAGGUUUGAGUUACUUUAUUAUUAU
Messenger RNA from Mercurialis annua (annual mercury), 915 nucleotides. RefSeq lists its product as uncharacterized. NCBI's taxonomy places the organism in Eukaryota, Viridiplantae, Streptophyta, Magnoliopsida, Malpighiales, Euphorbiaceae. The transcript is spliced from 4 exons. Bases 249 to 899 code for a protein of 216 amino acids. The record is from RefSeq and is a predicted model, not a curated record.